AUGGCAUGGGACGGCACGUCCAGACAUUCAGGGCAAUUUGACCCAUUGAACAACAGAGACCUAGAGCUGACGAUCGAGAAGGACGUCUAUGUCAGCGAAAUUCACUACCCCAUUACCAUCACUGCCAUCAAAAUCUCCAUCCUACUCUUCUACCUCCGCUUGUUCGGAGCUCGCAAAUGGUUUAGAUACGUAAUAUACAUCACCGAAGCCAUUGUUCUUAGCUGGUGCAUGGCGACCAUUUUGCCGGCAGUCUUUCAAUGCAAGCCGAUACACAUUGCAUGGUCCAUCGAUGCAAUAGAGAUGAUGGAGCAUUGUAACAAUCUCAAUGCCUAUCUGAUUGCCACUUCGGUGAUCAACGUUAUCCUGGACUUCUGGAUCUUGGCGUUGCCGCUUUCUAUCGUUUGGACGCUUCAGAUGUCGAGGAAGUCAAAGGCGUCGUUGAGUGGGAGCAUGGUGGACCCCAUCAUAUGGUCCAAUGUCGAGAUUAGUGUCGGCAUCAUCUGUGCCUGUCUACCCGUUCUCCGCCCACUAGUCCAAGCCGUUGGACGUAGACUCUUCGGCGGAUCAAGCACGGCACUGUGGCACUCGUCCCAAUUCUCACAGACUGCGGAUGAGAUCUAUGGCUUCGAGCAGAGUCCGAAGGUACAAAGCCCAAUUUUGGCAAGAAGGGCAGCGGAGUACCUCGUCAUGCCCGAGAAAACUUUGCCGACGCUACCGCCGGCGGCUGAUUUUAGAAGCUAUAGUCAGAGGGCUGGACGUAGGGGUCUUGAGGAUGGACUGUGGGAAUCGCGGCAUAGCGAAGAAGUUAUGACAGUGAAGACGGUGAGGGUUAAGGAGCAUGGGGGUGAGGGUGAUGACAUCGUCUAUUAG
Molecule: messenger RNA, 870 nt
Organism: Letharia lupina
Lineage: Eukaryota; Fungi; Ascomycota; Lecanoromycetes; Lecanorales; Parmeliaceae
Exons: 3
Coding region: 1-870 (289 amino acids)
Source: RefSeq, a predicted model, not a curated record